Messenger RNA from Pocillopora meandrina, 25543 nucleotides. NCBI's taxonomy places the organism in Eukaryota, Metazoa, Cnidaria, Anthozoa, Scleractinia, Pocilloporidae. The record is from the annotation of a GenBank genome assembly.
AUGGCGGACUCCGAGACAGAAUGUUUACCAGCAGAUUGGGAAGACAAUGAUCGAAUGAAUUUUAUGUUUUCCGCUUUUCCUGAGAGCAGAGAGGUGAACCCAAAACACUGGGACUCUAAGCUGAAUUUUUGGAGUAAAGCAAUUCUGGAAAACUGUGAACACCACGAAGAUAUUUUUAUUAAUUUGGCGACCUUGAAAUGUCGGUUUACGCGAAACAGUUUGACACCGCUCGGGCUUCGCAUUGUACUGAAACAAAUGAUUCAGCAAGGAAAGCUUGUACGAAAACAGGAUUUUAUGAACUUUAAUAACGAUGGCUGGAUGUCGUGGUCUUUUGGAUUGGCGAAGAGAUCUUUUUGGUGGGGUGUCCAUACUGUAAUGGGAAGCGAUGAUGCCGUAAAUCUGGAUGAUAAAUUCGUUUUAGUCGAUGCAGCAAAGGUAUAGAUUACAUUUACUUGGAGUAUUAAAAGUUUACAAAUUCCAGAUAUCAACCAGAGUUUACUUGUCCCAGAUCCGUUGCCUGGACCCCCCCUUCCCCCCCUCCCCCCAGAGUCUUACUGAAAGCUGUUGUGACUGUAGCCCAUCCUUGAUAUGAUUUUUUUAUUCAGUUAAUUACUUCUUUAUGCCAUAACCUUGACAUGAACAAGAAAAACAGGAAAAGGAAAACCCAACUAGGAAAACUCCUUUUCCUUCUGAGUUGUCAGCACUGACAUAAAAUCAAGCAUAUCUACUGCUGCUGCUCGUUAUUCAAUAAAUUUGCAAAGCAAUACAACGUGUUCGUGAGUAAUAAGGUAGCUUUUUUCAUUGUGUAAAUUUUCUGAUGUUGACUUAUCGCUUUUUCAAACUCAAAAGUUUUGUUACACACAACAAUGUAACGCAGAGGAAACUUGUAGCACUGAAUAACAAAAACACAUUUUUUGCUCCAUGCAGGUAAAAAAUUGUAUAUGUGUGUCUGACUACCUAGUGUCCGAGCGUAUUAAAUGUGUCGGUGCAGUUAACAGAUACUGUGAUAGUCAGAAAUAUUUGCCAAAUUCCCAUAGAAAACACUUUAUGCAUCACCCCCUGGGAAUGGUCUAUAAUUGACAAUUGCUAAUAAGGCAUGCUAAUUGCUGACUUUUGAUAACAAAAAAUUUGUAUCUUAUUUGAAAAAAUUUUGAGAGCUUAUGCAUCAAGGAAAAGGAGAGACUCUUGUACAAAUAGUUGAAACUGCUGACAAGAUUUAACUGGUGUGUGUUAAAAAUGUUUAAAGAUUCUAACAGAAUCACUCUCUGAGCUUGGCUGCUUACUAGAAAAUCAGAAAAUUUUAAUACCCUGAGUAACCUAACCUUUUGAAAAGUGUCUUCCAUUGUGGAUAAGAUUUGAUGGCAGAAGCCACCAAUUUUUAGCCUUCUCCCUCUUUUAUUCCAUCUCUUUUGUGGCCAGGUUAUUAUUUUAUUAAUGACUGUUUUCACUAUUAAUUUAGAAUUUUAAGUAUAUAUGAGUUGUUUUUAAAAUAGUUCUUGUGCAUGAUGACAUCAUUUAUUGAAAAAUCACUCCCAUGCCUUAUUUACACUAAACUUUUCGUGAAUCUUUGCCAAUUUCUUGUUGUGUCUAUUCUAUAUUCUUUGGUUUCAGUUUGAUAGGAGUACUUUCUCAUUAAAACUCAUCAGUCUUCACCAAGUGAGGCUUGGGGUUGUAAUAGUAAUAAUUAUUGAGUCUUUAGAUGUAAACAUGUAUAGGGUCUAUUGUAUAAUAAUAAUAACAACAACUUUAUUUAAGGAGGGUAACACAUAACAGUAAUUCAACUGAUGCACUAGUGGCUCUCGAUCCUAAAAGUACCUUAUUAGAGUUAAAAUGUAUAAAAUGUUUGUAAAAUGAAUUUGAGAUUACGGUUACAACACAGCAAUCACCAUGGUUUAAAGUUAAUUCUCCCAGCUGAAAACCAAACAUUUUAUUGUCAGCUUGCUAUUAGGCCUUUGCAUUCAGUAGGGUAGCCAAAAAUGCACCUUCUAGAUGAUGAUGAUGAUGAUGAUUUCCUUUUGAUAGCAAUAACAAACUGACACAUAAUAGAUGCAAUUUUGCACAGGACAUUUAUAGGAUCAGGCUCUGCCACUUUUUCAAGGUCAAAUUAUAAUUUAAGAACUGGAAAACUCACAGAAAAAUCAACAGAGCAAAGACAAGAACCCAUAACAAAUUCAAUCUACAUAUGAUGCCAGGAUUGAGAAGGAAACCUGGCUGGCAGUGGUGGGAGGGAAACUCUCUUACUUCAGAACCCUCCCUGCUCUUUGCAAACUUUUCAUUACCCACACCCCCUCCCUCAUCCUCUGUCCUUUGGAAUUUAGUUUAUUUAAGUAUUAAAGAGACUUAGCUACUGAUAACUUUCCAGGGACAUCUUUAAGUUGAAUUAAACUCCAAAGUGUCCCUUUUCUUUUCAGAUUUUAAAUGUUAAAUUUCACAUGAUGCAAACUUAACAAUUUUGUUGUGAUUUCUUUGUCUGAAGGAAAAUGCAGAAUGGCUUCUCGCCAAACAUUACGCAGGCGUGCAAUGUGAAACAACAGACCAUGUUAUACCAUGGAAUGUGAUGAAAAUGCGUUGUAAGAAGUUUGAUGAUGAAACCCUCGAAGUUCUUUUGGCAUAUUUACAACAGCAUGGUAAAGCAGUUGUAUAUGUUACACCUGAAGGAGAGAAGGUAGGUAUCUGUGGUGCUUCAGAAUUCAUGAGAGUGGAUAAUACUUAUAUCACUGGGGCUUGUCAUGUAAUGUGCACUGAAUAAUACUCAUUGAACUAUUGAUGUACAAGAUAUAACUUUGCUACUCAAUCAAGGGGUUUAUGAAGAAAAGUUUGGACAAAGAUUACGUGUGAGUUCAUUAUUUUGGUGUGAAUAGGUUGCCUGUGAUUGAGGACAGCCUAUGUAUCACAAACCACUAACUUUAAAUUUUCCUUUUAGUGGCUUUUGACUGUGAUUUUUUGAUAUAAAAGCUUUCAUUUCAUAAAUAGGACGUAAUAAAAUUUGUCACCGGACUGUAUUUGAAACUUCAAACCAUGUUUUCAUUGGAUAAUAGACCAGCCUUGAAGUCAAAGGAAAAAAAAGCAAAGGUGUAAAAUAUAUUGUGGUCCUUUACACCCCAAUUUAAACCUUUAACUCCCAAGAUCUCACUAGUAAUUCUCCUCACUGUCUGUCAUUAGAUUCUUAUUAUGACAACUAAUUGACAAUUUUUGUAGGUUAUCAAGUUUGCAAGAAAAGGUGAAGAAAAGGUGACAGCAGUUUCUGACAAUGAUGUUGAUAUUGUGAGGUUAGAUGUCUAUUCUUGUUUUUCUAAAAUGCCCUUAAGAAGUUUGCAGUAACUAUCAAAUGUUAUUUAUUUCCCAUUCACAGAAAUGUUCAAAAGCUGUUUCAUCAACCCUUUAAAUCUUAAGAUCUCAUUGUUGAUUCUCCCUUUUAGCUACUACACAAUUUCUUGCUAAUAAGUUAUGAGAAUUUGGUGUUAGAUCAAGAUAAAAACUUCAACCUGAUCAUUUUGGAAAAAGGAAUGUAAAAAAAAGUUGCCACUGACAUUUUGGUUACUACUGUUGCCUUCUUCAGCAAAGAUGAAAAUGCAAGCAUAUGGUGUUUGGCCAACAAAGAAUUUUCAUCCAAUGUUGCUAUGGCCUUUGUGUGUUCUUUUUGGCCAACAAAGAAUUUUCAUCCAAUGUUGCUAUGGCCUUUGUGUGUUCUUUUGUGCUUGUUUUUAGUGUGUGCGCUGUCUGACCAGUGUAAACACAAUCACAGUCUUUACAUUUGAUCUUGUACACGAUGCCUCUCUUUUUGUCUUUUGGCUUUUAAAGUAUGCUUGAGAUGGAGUGGAUAGGCUUGUGGGUGACCUUGAUGUUGAAACAUAUACCAAGCAGGACACCGUUAAACAUUAUUUUGCAUUUUUAUCUUUGCUGAAGAAGGCAACAGUUACUGUAGUAGCUGAACCGUCCAAAAAAAAAACAUUUUUUGGCCAGUGUCAACUUUUUUUAUUCUUUUUACCAAAGUUUUUAAUAUGCCUGGCUACACACUGAAUAUUUUUAAUUUCAACCUGAUCAGUAUAAGUAUUCACAUUACCUGUUUAUGGGAUAUUGUAUGGAUAUUACAGGAAGAGGUUAUAUGUUGAAAUUGUUUUCUUCAAAGAAGCUGCUUAAACCAAUUUUUGUUGACUUCAAAUUUAGGACACUGAAAAUACAAGUUACUGAUUACACAAACCUUUUGGAAAAUUCUGUGAUUCAAGUCUCUGUUUUUCAGAUUUUCAUUCAAUUUAACACAGUUUAACUAAACUUAUUUUGCUGGUGUGAAUGGGUAUUAGUUAAUGAAAUAAAUCUUGUUGAGCCUUUAAGAUCUCUAUUGAUCCAGUGCAACCAUCUGUUUGUUCCUUUUGUACUGCCAUUUGUAUUCAUUUCAUUAUUGUAAGGUGUUCUCAAAAUUACAUAAUUAUAUAAUAUGUGAUUAUGUUUAUAUACACCAGUUUAUAUUAGUGAAAGAAUAUGAUUUUAAAAUACUGUUUUAAAAAAAUCUGUACCUUUGCAUUUGAGCCUGAGUUUACUGCAGAUGCAUUUCAAUCUAUUAUCUCUAGGCUCCGGAAGACAGUGGCCAGCCUAACUCUUCAAGUAAAUAAACUGUCAGAUGAAGUUGAAAGGUGAUGAAUGAAUUGUUGUCAUUUACUUUUCUAUGAUCUUGUACAUAGCAGGGACUGUGAUUUGUGAUGUGUAUUAAAAAUUAUUAUUAUCUUUAUUCUUGAAGUUGUAGAUUACAAGCAGCUGGUUUUGCAAAGGAAGGUUCUAGAACAAAGGUGGGUACAAACCUUCAUUUAAGACACUUCUGAUUUUUUCAUUUGCUACAUGCAAAAACUGCCAGAUAGUUUGAGUGUUUUAGUAAGUUGCUGUAGUGUGGACUUUGUAUGUCAGUCAUUGUUUCAUUUAGUCAAUCAGUGUCUGUUUGUUUGUCAGUCAGUCAGUCUGUCUGUUAAGCAGUCAAUUAGUCUUUUGUUCAGUCACUCACUCAGUCAGUCAGUCAGCCAGUCUGUCAGUCUGUCAGUCAUCAUACAACUUAAAAAUAUAAAAACCACUUUCUAAGGUGUGUUUAUUUUGCAUAACAGGCCCUUAAACUGCUUCGGAGAAAGGAACUAAGAAAACGAACAUUGGACAAGGCAAUUGCAGACUUGCAGUCAUUUGAAGAAAUUUUACAUAGAAUCCAAAAUGCGCACACAGAUAGAUUGGUGAGAAAUGACUGCUUUGCACAUUUUAGUAAUAUGAUAAUGAAUACCUUAAGGUUGGCAUACAGAAUGUAAGGCUUUAUGUGAAACUGUAUUAUUGUUCCCUUUAUAUAAAAGUGUAAGUCUUACAUUUAGGCCAAGCCAUUCAUAGCACAGAAUUGUAUCUUGGGCUUAUUACACAAUGCAGUGUCAACUGACCGAAAGUAUUGCCAUUUCCUUUGGAUUGCAUGUUACUCUAUAGUCUGUUGCAGGUUCAGUAGUUUGUCAGAAUUAAUUAACAGAUUUCUUGUGCUGACCCUCAUUCCCAGCAUUCCUCAUAUUCUUACCCCCUCUCUUUCUCCAAGGGGGGAGGGGUUGUGAGGGAUUAUUGGAACAAGGGUGGAGUACCAGCAAACUGUCAGUGAACUCUGGUAAAAUGUUGUUGGCUUUGUCCCCCCUUUAUAAAACAUGAUGGGAAGAUGUACAGUGUACAAAGGCUAUAGUGUCUUACACAUUGACAACAGCAAUGGCUUGAAUUUUUUAGGGCUUAUAAUCUUUUUUUGUGCCUUUGUAAAUCUCCCAAGUUUGCAUUUUCUAUCUCUUGUUAGGUUAUCGAGGCUUUGAAGGCAGGAACAGCAGCACUGAAGGGGGCACAUUCAGGCAUGACAAUUGAAAAAGUCGAGGAUGUAAUUGAUGACCUUAAUGAAGUGAGUCCAUUUCAGGUUUCCUUUUUCAGAAAAAGAAUCUGACAUAACAGUAACCAAAAAUUAUACCAUUAAGGGGAUAAGUUUCUAGAGAAAGUGGUUCUGUGUCAGUUGGGGGGGAAGGGUGGUAUUACAAGACUGUUUCGUUUUAUCUUCUGAGUUGAUAAAGUAAACUGACCACUGUAAAGAGUUUCUAAAGCUGAUGUUUCGAGCAUUCGCCCAUAUCACUCCACCAGCAUACUGAAUGCAUUGUACAUUUGUAAUGGAAAUUGAACUGAGUGGAGUGCAAUUUUGGUCUGAAAUCAUAAUUGUAAGUGAUUUCAAAACCACUCUGUUCAAUCACAUCCACCUGACUUUGCAAUUACAAAAUUCAAUGAUUCAAAUACAGAAUUUUUAAGUUUGUGCAAAUAUUUUAUUGAUCCAGUACUGAGCUGGUUUGUAGAAAGUUGCAAAAAUUGUUUUUUUCCCUUGCAAUUUGAUUGGUUGCAUUAAACAAGCCUCGAAACAUGAUAAGUUGUUGUUGUGUUGAAGUAAAGAAGUAAUCUAGAGCAAAAAAUGGUGUGAUUUGUGGUUAAAUUGCACCUGUGAGAGCCAAUCAGAUUGUAAGGAUCAGCAGUGAUUUCAAAAUAGAUGUAAUAUAUUCAAGAACUGUUGAGUGGAGUAGAUUUUAACCCCCCUGGCCCCCGUUUUUAAAAAAUAGCUCGAGGUAAAGAUCAUUGGCACAAAGCAGCUCAUAAUUCUAUAAUUCCAGCUGCUUAGAGCUUGAUACUGCCAACAGCAAAGAUAAGGAGGGCGGUAAAAUAUGUAAGAAAUCGUCACAUAAAGGGAGUAAAUGAUGAAAGUCAACCGAUUCCGAGCUGUUGUUCAUUUAUGAAUCAGCUCAACAGCGUUUAAACAUGGGUUCGAAAUGUAGACAUGUAUCCCAUCUGUAGUGACGCAUUUAAAUGUUGCAUUGGGACUGAGAAAGAACACGUAUAAGUGUCUGUUUGAAUUUCUUUGAUGCAGGGAAUAAAUGAAUCUCAAGACAUAAAUUCAGCGAUAUUGGAAGGUGAGGUGAACCGAAUUGCUCUAUAUUUCUCGCUUCUUUGAGUGGGCACUCCACGAGGUAAAAUGUUAGCGCGCCGCGCAGAACUCUGGGAGUGAGGCGCACGAAAAGUCACUCAGCCGUGCGGAGGUCAAACGGCUCUCUUUCCUAGUUUGGAGUCCUUACUUUAAGUGCGCCUCGCUCCCAGAGUUCCACGCGGCGCGCAUACGUCAAUUUUUUUUCCUCGGAUAUUUUUUUUCUUUUGACUCGCUUGACGGACUUCAUCGAAAAGGAGGGACUGCUCAUAGUCUAUUCUGAGAAAUAACUUUUUCCUUUGGAUUUCCAGGGCAAUCCAGCGUUUCACUGGUUUUGCUCAACAAUGAGAUGUAAACUUCGACAAAAUCGUGUCUUAGACAUUUUUACGAUUUUUGCGCUUGUAAAUACCAAUAAGUGGUGUUGUUCGUUUAGAAUUGUAUACGUCAAGUUCUCUUUUUCUCCUGAUUGACUUGCCUUUUUUAUGAUAAGCUGUUAAAUUAAUUUGAUUUCGAUCGUAUUUCUUGUUAACUUCUGCUUUUCCCUCUUUCAUCAUGUCAGUAUCAACCUUUUUUUGUUUAAUUUUACAAUACCCAAAAAGUUCAUUUUCAUCUUCAUUUCAGGUAAUGUACGACGACUUUCUGAGGCAUCUGGGAUAGGACCGGAUGAGAUGGAGGAACUGGAACGAGAAUUAGAGAGCCUCGAUAUCGGGGAAAAAGGUAUUGUCAAACUUGCCGAACUGAUCGUUUUGCUAUAAAUUAGCCUGAGAUGAAACUCAUUUAGGCCCUCAGUGCACUCAGUUUAUGACAGUACAAUGUAGUUCAAAAGUGAUUCUUGAGAGAAUUUGAGCUCUGACCAGUUUCGCUUUCACGGGGGAAUGCAUCACCAACUGAAUUACAGAGAACUUGUUUAGGAGCUCGGCCAUAUAUUAUGUUCAUAUCAUAUGACAAGAGUCUUCAACAGGUGUGUUAUGUUUUUCUCCUUUUUAGAUUCGGGCUCCGCUGCGGGUUACCAGUACCACUCGACUUCAUCUAGGGUAGCUCAAAGGCCUGGUUCGGACACGGAACUUCCCAAGUUACCUCCAGUCCCCUCGCACAGCCCGGAUGCAUCUGAAAAUCUAUCAACGAGACAGAAAACAAAGAGCCUUGUAGCCAGCUAAGUUAUUUUAAGAAGCCUGGCCUCGCUUUAAGCGGGAAGUGAAUGUAGGGGGACAAAUGAACAUUAUUACGAUUUACCUUUCCGUGCUGUUGUUGGCGUGAUGUUGUACGAAGUAAAUUGUAGUUUUCAUUUUUGUGAUUAAGAAAAUUAUCGAAGGGCAAAUUUUUAGCUUCCUAUAGAAAAGGUGGAAAGAGUCACACGCCGGCUUCUUAAAAUCGAACGGACACUGCAAAGAAACCUCCAGCCCAACGAUUAAUUGAGAAUAGCUAACAUUACCAUCCCUCUACCUCCUCCCCAGUCCUCAUUGGGUAAGAACUCGUGCAUCUCAAUCUAAGAAGUCUUUUUUGUUCAAACUUUAGACCCGAAAAAAAAAUCUCAAUUGCCUUCGUAUCGUACUGAAUAAUUCAACGCUCUUUCCCCAUAGACCGAUUGGGACAUAAUGGAACAUUUACUCCUGGGACAUUGGGGUUGCUAUGAGAACAGACGUAAAAUAUCAAACUAGACGAUCAAAUGUCCCUUCCCCUGUAUUAUUUGGGAUAUGAAACCAUGGCAAUACGCACACAUCACGUCUCUGAUACAACUUUUAUCAGGGAGUUUUACAGUAUCAGAGAACAGAUUUCAAAUCUUCCUAAACACAUAACUGGUUGAUACGUAGAAACGUAAGUGUUUGAUGGACAAGCGGGUAAGUAAGUGUUUUAUUUUGAUGGAUAUCUGUAUGGGUUAACUUUAGCGCGUAAAAUAUCAUUUAUUGAAAGGAUACAGAAUUUAUGACAGGUCAUAUUGUUAGCACAACAGAAGCCUUCAACUAGAUUUUGAAUUAUUUUAUUUGUAAAUGUAAACUUGCUUGUUAUCCUUAGUCAUUCCCCUUUUUGUUGUAUGUAUGCGAUUCAAAUAAAAAACUUCUUUUUCAUCUUUUAAAGUAUUUCCGUUUAUCUCCAAGCUACUAGUACUCUCCAGUUAUCUGCCGUCUCAGAGAAGACAGAGUAUGCCUCUAGUUAGGUAGACUGUUAAGACCGUGCGCUCAUGUUCAAGGACAUAAGCACGCAUGAAAAGUUUUUACGUGUUACAGCUUUUCGAUAUCGCGUUAGGGUUAUCGUGAGAGGUUAUUGGUAAUCAGGCUACAUUGCCUUAUCGAGGCAAAAAUAACAAAUGUUGCACGCACAUCUAUAAGUAUGAAUCAAUUCUAAUCAUUUUCAAUAGUUUUAAAAUUUUGUCGUGUGUGUAAGCUGAGAGCACGUUAACAAAAGCCAAACAAUGCGAAUGCUGGGUGGGAACUCAUUUUCUCUGUCAACCUCCAUGCUUGUGACAACAUUCUGACAUUUUACAGGCCGUCGAUAUUAUAGUUUCAUCGCACUCAGGCUCCUCAUGCAAAAAUAGUGAAAAACAAACGAGAAAGCAACACAAAAAGGCGAUUCGUAGAAUCUGGCAACGGCGUGAGCGCGUGCGUUGGUGAUAGAAUCAUACUCAACGGAUGAACACCUGAGUAUACUACAUUCUCCUUCGGUUUUGUGUGCUUCAGUGUACGUAAGAAAAUGCUUCUUUGUGGAAUAAUGAAUGAUUGUGCUCCGUAACUCAUUUUGAAACCGAGGCAAAUGUAACUGGGAGAAAAGCGAGUCACUUUGUUCAACUCAGUGCUGGUCAGUGGAUUUUCUGUAAAGUUUGCGGUUGUUGCGUCAUAAUGCCCUUCGUCAUGGAAAGUUCAACGAUGUUUUCUAGGUGCUAAGUGAAUUCGGGAAGCAAAAAAAGACUUUAUGUUAUUAUGGAUUUCAAGAACUGUCAGAGAGGUGAUAACAUCAGAGGUAAGCUAAUGGUUUGCGCUUUGCUUUGACCUGAUUCGCUUUGUGGUCGUUUUAAGACUGCAGCGACUGUCCGGGCCAAACCGAGAUCUGACCUCGCUUUUUUCUUAAGCAUUUUAAAGUAUCUUUGCUUUAGAACUGCCUAUAUUUUUUUUUCAAACCUGCAUCUUGAAAGCUCUAAAGCACAUCGCAAAGCCAUGGUUUGUUUACAACCAGAAUUUUUGUCAUAGUUUAAUGUUUUUUUUAUUUUAUGAGCACUUCAUCGCAUUUUCUCGAGUUUUUUUAUUGUUUUGUUGCGUAGAUUUUGAAGUGAUGUUUUAAGAAACAGACUAUUUUACAGUUUUAGGCAAUAGUAUGCUCCUGAUGUAAGAAAAACUUGACCAAAAAAUGAUGUCGGAGGAAGUUGGGUCUGAAGUGCCACGUAAACAGGACAGCAAAGCGGAAGAAAACAACUCCAAGGUAAUCGUAUGUAAAUAGGCGUAGUAUUUCAAGAAGAACCCAGAGGAAACGUUUUGGGGAUGUUCACAUUCGAAUGAAAAUGAUAAAAUAUUUCUGGACAUGUAUUGUUUUUGAAACAGCCAUUGAGGCCGUUUUUCUUAAUUUACUUCCUUUCAUCUAUGGUAAGUCUGCAGUUUCAAGUGGAUCUUCCGACGAAUUGAAGAGGAACGCUCAAUCCGGUAAGAGAAUGUUUUUAAAAAUUCGGCUUUAUACCUUGAAACUUGCUAGGUAUCGUCGAUAACGCAAGGGACUUAAAAGGUUCUCUUCCACUGUCAAAUGGACUACACAGGGAAAUGCGUCGUAUUCGUGUGAACUUGAACAGAUUCGGCACGCCUAUUUUCAAAAGUUUUUAGGGUGUCUGAAAGUUAUCUGCCUUUUUGACUUUGUGGCGUGAAUUUGUCAACCUUUUUUUUUAGUUUGAUUUUGCUGAGAGGGAUUGAAAAUAUAUUUAAAAUAAACCGACAUUUCUUGACAUAACUCGGUCGCACUCCUUGGAUUUCGAUCUCAGGUCUCUUUUUUUUUUGGCUGAUACCUUAUUCAUGUUCCACCUACAGUUUUCAUUGACCCAACUGAAGAGUGACCCUGAAGCGACUUUAUUUUCUUUUUUAUUUAUCAUUUUAGCAGAGAACCUCACAGCGGAUGAAACUGAGUCAGUGAGAGUGGACUCCAAAGAGGAUAAUGAAGUCUGUCACUCCUUAAGGUCUGUUCAGGCAUUGUGGGUAAACUGCGAUGUGUAUUCCAUCGUGCUGUACUGUGAGGGUCUCAUGGAGAUAACCGAUAGCCAUAAAACGGCCAAAAAAUUAGCCGUUAGGUGUAAAUUCACAAAUUUUAACUGUCACUCGUUAAAAAAAAAGAUAAUAGUAAAAAUUAUUCUGCUAAUAGGAACGAAGAGAAAAUAAUAUUCAGCCGUGAAAACCAUCACCCACCCCCCUCCCUCCCUCAAAUCCUGAGGUCCUCCAAUGUGGCUUGUACAGCCGAUCUUUGAACAAUAAAUGUACGUUAUUCGCCAGCCGGGAGGUCCGUAUUGGGAAAACUAUGCCCGAGGUCUUGAGUACCGCCCGAGGCCGUAGGCCAGUGAAUAACAUUUUUUUUUUUUUCAAACUUAACGAAAAUCUUUCUAAAAAGAACCCGAAUGAUUUAGGGCUGUAUUUACGAAAAGAUCUUCAUAAACUGACAAAUUUUUGAGCGAGUAAAUGGUCGUUAAAAUAGAGGUGAUACAAACUGAAGAGAGAGGCUUCACCGAAACAUUUUCCUUUGCGUAAUGAUAAAGGAAAACAUUAUUAUUAUGAAACAUUAUUUUUACAAGUAUCUGUCUCAAUCUGACACCUGUCAAUUAGAGAGCGCGUAAGAAAAAAAAGCGCACGUGCAUCUUUGAAAAAACAACGGAACUAGUUUGGCAAGGACUGUCACGACAAUGUUUUCAUAAAAAACAGUCAGUGAUUUUACGAAAAGUAUUAUUCACUCUCAUCGACGAUUAAUUGAUGUUCGAAGAUUUACCUCUGCGCAGUAAGUAAAUGGCAAGGAAAGUAUUUGUAAGUAAAUUCAAAUUCUUUAUUUUUAAGUUGUGAGAGUUUGCUCGUUUGCUUGCUGCAAUGGCGUGUAUAAGUCUGCGUCUUUCCUCCGUCGUCUUGAAUAAGAAACUUAAACUUGACACAAGGGGGUUUAAUGCGGCUUUUUCUCGCUGAAUUCAUUUAGUUUCUGUUUUCCAGUUUACGGAACAAUUGUCUAAAUUGAACUGACUUGAAAAGACUCACCGAAAGCGUGUUUGUAGUAGAACUGAAAACUUCGCUCGCCCUUUCACUACGAACAAAUUCUUUGAGAGAAUUCAGAUAUUGAAUGAAUGAAAGUUCCAUCGACUAAUUCAAUUGUAACCAAAUACCUCACGUUUUGAUUGUUGAGGUACUCUUUGUGAAAGAUUUCAAUUAAUUACAGACGGUUUUUAGGCCGCCUGUCAACCAAUUUAAUUACACAGGUAGUGACCAACGUCUUCGCAUAAAAAUGCUGCCCAGCCGGAAAAACCAGAUAAAUUUAUGAAAAUGGCAAAGGGGGAAGGGAUGUACUCGGUGACUCACGAAAGCGUUACCGUGCCCGUGUGCAGAGAUAGGAAAAUACGAUAUAUAAAAAUAAAAACGCGAUACUGACCUGAUGCUUCUAGAUUCUCCUUACUUCCCGAUACCGGGAAUGAUUUCCAAAGAAGAAUUCAGAGGCGUCAACAUUUACUUAAUUAAGCGCCGUGGCGUUUUCUUGUCGCAGCUAUUUGGGGCGCUUCAUAUUCUUCUUAUUUCAAAAGAUGAAAGUAGAACGAGAAAUUGUCAAUAUCAAAGAAAGGAACAUAUUAAGUAUAAAAUAUCACCAAUUGUCCCGUUUUGGUGGGAAAACGGGGUUGUCCUUAGAAUAGCUUGUACUGAAUCUUGGAAUAUGCCUGAUGGAAUAUGUCUGUGGUUCCACUCCUUGUGGGCGUGUCAAAUCUUCUCAAAAUUAUUUGUGGUGUUUCCUUAUUUACUUUUUUCAUCAUAGUUCACGUUUGGUUUCCAAGUCCUCAGCAGCAUUUCCUGUUCGUCGAGUGUCCUCUUUCACGUAUCUUAGAGACGUCAAAGGAAGAAUGAAGUCCAGUGCAAAACACUGUAAAAGUGAAGGAAACAUCUCAAGUAUUGAGUUAGCUCCCUCACUUAAUGGUUCAAAGUGGCCAGAGUUCUUAUGCAGCAACCAUACUGGUCAGGAGCACACCAGUGAAUACGAAGUGGAGGGUGUAGAAAUUCAAACGAUAAGUGAGGAAAUGGUAAGUGGUUAUUUAUGAUGCUGAUGUAAAGGAUGCUUUGUAAAACCAAACCUUCUGUAAUCUCAUGGGUAAAAUAAUUGAUCAUGAAAUAAGUUUUAUCAAAUGUUUCCUCUGUGAGUAUAACUUAUUCUCCUUUGCACGACCUGUCUGCUUCCUUUCGCCAGCAGGUACAUGCAUACGAGUUUGCUCCAGAUGCAGGAAAAGAAAAGAAACAUUUCAUUGACUGGCACUGAUUAUCACAAAAUGGUUAUUGACUGUUCUGAUUUCAGGCUUCAAAAUGUGAGCUGACUUUCACUGAACCUAAAAGGGACAAAGAAGAAGGUAAAUCAUACAACCGGUUUGACUGAUUAAUAUUUCUUAUGGGAGAAGCAUCUUUAGAAACCAGAUAAUUUCUAUACCAAACUUUAAAAAAAGGAUAAAAAAUUAACAACUUACCGCGUUAUGAGAUUCCAAAGAGUAACCUGAGAAUACUCUUUAGCUGUCUUCAUAAAUGUAAAAAAAUUCUGUUAUGAACGCCGUCAUUUUGAAAAUAGCUGUGAUCGGUUUGCACGUAAAAACCACGAAACGCAGUUCUUUGGUUAUCGAAAACAAAAUCAUAAUAUUUAAUUUAACUUAGAAAGUCAUUUUGUGAUAUUCCUAAUUAAUCAAACGGCCUUCCGAGAGAUGAAAGAAAGGGUAUAGAAAUUUUACUAGGACGAUAAAAGGUGACAGCCUCCGUGGUCGGGUUUUAAGCACAUUUUAAGACAAUUUUUAAAAGCUUAAACCACGCUCUUUUGAAAUCUCAAACACAGCUAAACUCACAAUAUCAUGUGCACUUUUCGAUUAGGAGAAAAAAAACUACACAACUUUAAGGGCAUACUUCUUAAAAUGUAUGUGCCGAAUUCUUAUUUUCCUUUAAAGAGUAGAUACCACCCAGUCUUUUCUUUAACCUAGCGCAUUGACACUUAUUUAGGUUUAAGUUACUUAAAAUUGCUCUCAAAAUUUUUAAGGCCUGUUAUUGACUUAAAUAGCAGUGGUCACCAAAUUAAAACCAAUGGCAAAUUGUUUAUGUUUUAUAUACAAGGCGUUAGUCACGUGCAAUAAUACCAGGCUUCAUUGGUUCUUCGUUAUUGUUUGGCUUAUUUUUGUUCCGAUGGCGAGCUUACGCUAUGGGUAUACGCAACUGAACUGCUGCUGAAACCAUUUACUUUGUACUUAAGUAGCAAAGGCCUUGUCCACCAACUCACAGCAAAAGCUACAAAAUUUGAUUUUAUGUCCUGGCGUUAAAAAAAACUAUAAUUUUAUUUGUGCUAAACUCGGGGAAGUAGAAUUCAGCUGGAUAAAAUGAAACUUAACACUCAUAGGUCUCUUCAGUGUUGUUCCAUACAUAGUGGUGUGAUAUAAAUUGCUCUCAUCAAACUAGGAAAUGAAGUUACGGCAGAUGAACAGCCUCAAGUUACACGAGGACACGUUUACCAGAAUUUUGACUUCGAGAGGUAACUAGUUGCAAAGUAUCUACAAUGGUAUAACUUGCGAUCGAAAUGUAUUACAGAUAUGAUUCAUUUCCCGGAGAAAUGUUUGUUUUGAAACUGAAACCAAUCAUAAUGGCCAAUUAUAUAAUAAGCUCGAGAUUUCAAUCGCGUGAUAGUUGAUGAGGACGACGCUCAAAUCAGCAAUUGCUUGAACAUAGACGUCAAAGUUUUCACAAUGUGGACAAUGCAUCUCCCGGCAUGGAAAGGGGAGAUCCAAAAUAAUUUUUUUCUCUCGAUUGAAUUCUUCUUGGGUGUUCUUCCUGAGAACGUGUUUAUUUUGAGAACAAAGGUGAAAGAUAAAUAAUACUCGACGGGAAAAUAUGCCACCAUAGAAAAGACUGGAAAUUGACUGUGGAGAUACCAUUGAGGCCACUGUUUGAUUAAAAAAUGAAACCGUUUAAAAAGAAAUAUAAAUUUUUUUUCGACUGGUAAUUUUUAAUUGAAAUUACCAUCAUGAUGUUAUUUUAAAAAUCUUAUUUUAUUUCUAAUUUAAAGACCGCAGUUAACUAUAGAAAAGUGUUCGCUUAAAAGGAGGCAAGGAGGAUGGUUUAUAGUGCAUUAAUAUAUUUGCCAGAAACAAGUUAACAGAUGGUUACUGUUUCUUCCGUUUUCACAGAGUGAUUGAUUACGAACAAAGACAACGUUCGCAGAGUGAUUCAACCGACUUAAACUCUUCAGGUGCCUUCACUGCCGAGAAGCUCAGGAAAACACAAAGCUACACAGUAUUUCCCCACAUCAAUAAAAACUCCACAUGCUCAGAUGACGAACCUUCCUUCAACCUUUACCGAACAUCCUGCUUCAGAGUUAUGCCCCAUCUAUCAGAAGGCUCCUUCCACAAUGAAUAUUUUCCAACAAUCUCCGUUUUGUCUCGUUCGUCCCAGUUUGAAAAUUACCCUUUGAAUAUGACUUGUGAAAUCAGUAGCGAAUCUGACGAUUCCGUAAGGGAGCUGGAGGUAAACAACCAAACCGUGCUUCAUACGUGGCGAAGGCCAGCCCAGAGAACUAUGUCCUACUCAGAACCUGCUCCGGUUGAGCCCGAGGGACGGGUCCGAACAUGGAGCCUACCUGAUUUGGAGGAGAAGCGUUCAAGAGGCCAAGAAACGAUGCACAAAGUUAAAGCGUCUCCAUCGCGGCUUCAAUUUCCCGAACAAUCGUUGAAAAACCUGAGAGAAGAACGCAGUUUAUCUUCGCUGGGACACACCUCAGAGGCAGUUAGGUCUCGUUCUUCGUCAGUGAUGUCACUUGUGGAUAAUUACGACAGCCAAAUUUGUGAUCAACAUUUUUCAUCCCAAGAGCCUCUUGAAGCUGAAGAAGUGAUGGGUCACUGGGUAAAUCGCAAUCGAAGACAAUCUAUAUCCAAACAGCCGUCAUUCUUGUUGGUCAAAGAGGUCGACGAAGAAAACGAAGCUAAGGUGAGGGUAACGAUUUAAAUUUUAGAAUUUUAACAAGCGCUUCGUAACUAGACUACAAGCAGUCCCUCCUUUUCGGCGAAUUCCGUCGCGCGAUUAAAAAAAACAGUGAGGCAACUCCCAGUGAUCCCUGUGGUGCGCUACCAUCAAUAUUUUAAAACCGUCCUUUUUUUAACUCGCGCGACAGACUUCGCGGAGGAGGAGAGACUGCUCGUAGUCUAAGAACUUACCAGAGUGGAUCCAGAAAUGUCAAACACGAAGCGAACAGGUAAUUUAAAAUAUGUGACUUCUAGCAAGGUUGACUGGUUAUUUAAAAAAUGUGACUCCGGGCAAGGAUCGUGCCCUCGGCCUCGUUUAUCGUUUUUUUUUUUUAUAAUACUCCUUAUCUGUGGAACCUGUAUUAAGCGGUCACCCAGUAUUAAACUGUCAACUCACCAUUCCCCGUGGGUGGCCGCAGAGCUAAAGAGAGCUCGUUAGUGAGUGGGGCUAUCACAGUUGGUUCGUUUGUCCGACAAGUGCCCCAUAUAAUGCUAAAUGCAUGUUACGCCCCAGGUAAAAAACAUAGUUCCUUUAAUUUUUUUGUUUGAGGUAAAGCUGUAAAACUCUAAAAACAGUUGUAUUCGAUUAUACUUUUCAGGAUCGUAAGACUCCUUCAGCUGUUUCUCUUGUAAACGAAGUUGCUGAGCAAGUCUUGAGUUCUCACGAAAUGGUAAGAUUUGAAAAGGUAAAAAUAAAACAAGUAAAUAAGACAAUCGUAACAAAAAUUUCGCUAAAUUUUAAUGAAGAAGUUUAGAAGUGAAAGGCUUGUCUUUCGUGAGCGCCCUCUUGAGGUCUUAGAAGGGACCUUUAGCAGUUAGGACGGCAACGCUGAGGAAGACGUCGAUUUAAAAAUAAGCAUAUUUUUAGCUGGAAUCUCGUGAAGUACUGGAUGUGCCUAUCAUCUCUAACGGUGCCACGAGUUAAUCUCAGCAUAACGUAUGAAAGCGGCAUAGAGUAGUAAAUGGAAACUUAAAUAAUGUGCCGUCGGGUUCCCCGCUCUUGAGACCGCGCAAAUUUUGAUGAUUUCAAGUUGUUAUUUUGCAGAGAACGGCAAAGAAAUGUACACAUUUUUUAAAAGGCACGUGCUGAGCUAUCGUUCUGCUCAUUAGAUCUUUUGUUUGCCACCUCCUCGUUGCCGUCGGCGGGAUAUUUUCUCUUCUUCAAUGGCAAGACACUUCAUUCCCUUGGCGCUUUUGCCUUCUCAGGACUGUAAAUAACAACCAGCAAACUCAAUCAAUCAGUCAAUCAUUUCAUUAAUGUCAUAGUUUGAAAUAAGGUUGCCCUGUAUAUCCGAGCCAUAGGCUCACGUGUAAAAAAUUAAAAGCUGAGCACAUCAAAUAUGAAUUACAAAUGAAAUAUAGUAAGUAUAAGAAUAUACAGAUAAGUAAUUAUAUUGAAGUACUUCGUUCAGACCACAUUUAGAUAUAAAAAUGGUAUAAAAUAGUAUUUUUACAUUCCUUAGUUAGAUUAUCAAAUUAUGACGCGGUAAGAGAAAGCUGAUUCCUAAAAAGUGACACCUUAAAAGCAAACGAAUAAUGGAAUAAUUUUCAGUAAUGUUAUUUUUAUAGAGUGUUUCAUCAGAAAGCGGUAAUGAUGAUGUGUCAACAGUGGGGGCUGCUGUCAGGAUGUGGAGGACUAAGCAGAGUGAACGUAGAGCAACAAUCGCCUCAGACUCCCCUCUGAAUGACAUUCCUAAGUAUGCGUCAGAAAUAGAGCAACAAGCGUUUAGCAGGAUCAAGCAAUGGAAGAACAGCUUUGCUCUGAAAUUGAACAAUGUUCUUGGGGAGCGAUUUCAGGAAAUGGUAGCGAAGAAGGAAGAAGAAUCAUCGCGAAAGAAGAAGCCAAAAGUUUUAAACGUUCCCAUGAACUUGUCUGAUCAAGAAAUAGGACAACUGAGAAACAAAAUACUGCUAGAAUUGAAGCAAAAAACAGCUGGGGGCGGCAGCCAUGAAACCCUAACAGACAAUGACGUCCUCCUUCCACCCACGCUUCCCAUUCCGCGAGUUAAAUUUCCAAGAAAAGCAUCAAGUGAUCAGAACCCUGCAGAUUUAAGGGCUCAAAUGAUGAAGGAAUUAUCACAUCGUGUUUCGUCUGUUUUGGACGACGAGGAGGCUACCCACUGCUAUAGACCAUCAUCUUUAGUGCCAGUCUCCACAAAGAACUCGCUCCGAGCCAAACAUCAAAAUGUUGAUUACAUACCCCAUGGAACUGGUUACAAAUUAUUGGAUCCUGAUGGUAUUUAUGACUUGUUAAACUGGCACGAGACCGAGAGAAAGCGCUUGAAAGCUGAGUUAGAGGGGUUACCGCAAGCUGACUUACAAGGAAGACAGGUGGGGUAUACCUAUAGCAAUGUGUGCUUUGACUGGUACGUAGCAGAGGAGCGGGUCAGCCUCAAUAGCAACGGGUAUUUUCUGUCAGUCUAAAAUGAGGGAAGAAGGCUGUUUCUUAGCCUUGACAGCAAUAUAGUAAAGCUGUGGGGACUUCAAAAACUCAUCAUUGGAGUGGUUGUGACUAUGACUUUGCUAAUUUUGACCAAAACUUUUUGAAGGACUACGCUCAUCGUACCAACAGACCUCUCAAAACAAUCGUUUUUGCACAAUUUGUUCAAAAUUAGAAUGCAAAUGAUAUUUUUCUCCACAGAAGGUUCGAAGAACACGAACGUAAUUUCAUAGACAGCCAUUGCCUAUAGCAUUAACCUCAGCUAGAAGGAAUUACAAUAAAUUAUGAUUAACCAACUCCUCUUUGUUAAAAAAAGUUGACUGCGAAAAUGUUAAAGUCUUUGAUAGGGAUUAGUCAUGCAAUAGUUUAGUCUUAGUAAAUACAUACUGAAUAAUCGCAUUUACCAAGUGGAGUAGAGAUGUUUUGAUUCCUUUUUCAUCAUCUUUAGGUGGUCAUUGAUAGAGACGAUGCUAAUAAAGUUCUUCAUUCGAUGUUCAAAAUAAUGGAAGACAUUUUUACGGGGACGAUAAAGCGUUUCAUGGGGUCAGAAGAAUCAGUAGUGACCGUAGCCACAUCAGACAAUGGAGGCAAAGCUAAUUUAUCCAACACGACGGGAAUUGGAGAGCAAACUCAAAGUACCAUUUCAGGUCUGGCAUAUCGAGCUACGAAAACUGCAAAGUCACAUUCAAUAAUACUAUAACGCUGUGUAGAAAACCACUCCUUUCAGUCGCAAAAUACUUUUACUGCAGCCCUGGAAUCCAGGCCCCUAAGACGAUGAAUCCAAUUACCAUUUAAGGUUUAUUGUUAAUAUGGUGAUUCAAGUCCUUUAACCUCCUUUCCGCUUCUGGUUAAGUUUUAAUGCCAAGUUUUUUGUUUUGACAGGUCAGGUUUUUUGUGUCACAAAAUUUGCCUCGUGAAACUUGAUUUGGUGUACUCGAUCCAGGUCUCCUGACUCGCUCUCAUACCUAUAAACGUGGUUUAUUACAUCUUUAUGUACAUCUCAGUACAGAAGAGAAAAAUGUAGCAUCAGCAAGCUGUCGAGGACGUACAUUUUUAAAUUUUGGGGAUAGAAUUGAGACGCUAAGGUGACAAGUUCAUGUUUGUAAAGGAGUUGUUUUCUUGAAUCUUCAGAAACUAAAAAGAAUGAAGAGCCUCAGGAGACUGAUGACGCGAAAUCUGAUACUGAAGUGGAAACCGCCCGGGUAAGUAUUCUUUUUUUGCCAGUUCGGUUUCUUCUUUGAAGAUCAAAGGAAAAUGUUAUCGUUAAACCAACCGGGUAGGAUGUUAAAAUGCCAAACAGCCAAUAAGAACUCAACGAUAAAACGAAUGAUCGCGCAGGCGAGAAGGUUAGGUAGUGGGGCGAGUUUUAUAUUGCAAUUACAGAACACAAUAUGCAAUACCAAGAUUAUUUGUGAUUGCUAUCGGCACUUCUUAGGACUAUUCCAAUCUAAAUAAUAGAGCGGAUCUUUCACUUAGAAAGUACUCAUUUUUUUCAGUUAAGUGAAGGACGUACGCAUACCUCUGGUGAAAGCAUUUUUUCCCAAACUGGAAGUAUCGAGAGUCUGUCAAGUGAAUCAAGUGCUGAGCUACCUUCGUCAGAAUCCUCCAUGACAGGAAUAAGUUUUUCUUCUUCUAGUGAUGCUGUAGAUGUAUGUGACGGUCCAAAUACAAAUGCAUCAAGGAGCUAUAAUAACAUUGCUGUUUCAGUUAAUAGUAACUUAGUAAGUGCGUCGUUAAGUCAGGAGGCCGACCGAGAAAGUAAUAGGGAGCACAAACGGGCGGCUGAUGGUCUCACAACACGUGGAAAAACUGAUGGUCUCACAACACAUGGAAAAGCUGAUGGGUCAGAUAAAGAUCAAAUUGUUAGAAUCGAAAGCAUUGAGUUUUUCCUUGAACACAGGCAAGACGACGCAAACGAGGACAUGGUCGCAAGGCCAGGGGAAGAGCUAUGCGACAAAUUUCCAACUCUACACUCGUCUAAAAAUACAACUGAGCCCAAAGAACUCACCGGGCAGACUAUAAGUCCCAUAGCUUUUGAUAGCAAUUAUCAGGGUCAGAACCGUGGAUUUGGGGAAACUCUUGAAAAUAAGACAGCUGUUGAGGAUAUGUUGCAGCAAGAGUUGGAGACUUUAGAAAACGAGCUGAACGUUGUCAAGGAGAGGGCAAUAGGUGGACUAUUGGCAACGUCAAACUCGUCUGAAGAAGCAAGUCUACUAUGUACCUUUAAAACUGAAUCUACUGACACAACAAUUGAACCCCUUUACCUGAGGAAACAGAAUGAGAACUCUGACGAAAAAGUCUAUCAAAUGAAGAUCCAAGAGCUACAAGAAACUCUUCAAAGGAAAACAGUUUAUGGGGAAGUGUUAGAGGAAGAAAUUAAGUGUUUAAAAAACGAUCUGAGUAGUGUUAAGAGCAACUCUGAAUACUGGUUUGAUCAGUGCGCUAAGAAAAAGGAAAAAAUCCAGGAAUUACUUAUCAAUACUCAAGACGUGACCUCCCUCAACUUUGAAUUGCGCCGGGAAAUUAGCCAGAAAAGUAAAGUUAUAAACGAAAGAGAUGAGGAAAUAAAGAGACUUAUCAAAAGUAAGACUGAAGCAGAGAUACUUUUGCGAGAGGUAAAGGAGAAACUUUCAGAAGCUCAUAAGGAGACACAACUUUUGAAACUAGAGUUGGCGCAAAUGAAGGAAGAUAAAAGGUCAACCGCUUUCCAAACUGAUGGUAAGGUUCUUACAAAGUCUGACAUUCCAAAUGACAACCUAAGAACAAUUUACAAAGAAAAAACACGCUCUCUCGUUUCUAAUCCCGGCGAACAAGUCAUACCAUCGAAAGUUGAAUAUUCAACGCUUCACCAAGGGUUCAUGAGCUCAACCAGUAAGGAUGAGAGGCAACAAAGCACGGUUGAUAGAGAAGAGAUAGCAACUAAUGUCAGGAAAGCAAAAAGUACAUUUUCCGCAAAAGAUGGAAACAAGGGAACCCAAUCAUCAUGGUUACCUACGAGAGCCUUUCUGGAAUCAAACUGUCCAAUGACCAGAGAUCCAGAGAAAACUAAGAAAGCCGUAAGAGAAUGGCUCAAUAAUAUCAUACGGGAGGCGAAUAACAAAUUGACCAGAGAGCAAAAAAUCAGUAAUUUGGAAAGCACUGACGACAAUGAAAGCAAAAAAUACUUCGAUGGUGGAAAAAAAAGAGCGAGUUGCUCUCUGAGAGAGACAGUAGCUUCCUUUCAGGAAAAGAUCUCGAAGGAUGAUUCAAAACUUAUGGAGCAACACCACGAAACCUCUUCCUCUCGCCUGGGAAAAAAAACCAGGAGGCUUGACAGACAGGAGCCAUUUAGAACUGCAGAACAUGCCACAAAAGAAUUUUUUGUUUCCAAGCGAAACUUGGCAACUGAACAGCAUGCUAUACAACAGGAUGAGGUAACCGCGGUUAGAAAAGACUCAAACCUGGCGACUCAUUAUUCACUUGAUUCCUGUAUUGAACCAUUUGAUUCCCCCUUUCUUACCUGUUUCGACGUCGUGGACGUUUCAACUGCCGACCCUAUUGACUCUGUUGAGCCAUUUAGUGAAGUUUUUCUUCCGUGGUUAGAUUAUACAGACGCUGAAUACCGGACAAACACGGAGGAUUUACGGCGAAAAGUUAGGAGGGAGGGUCAACAUUCUACACACAAAGCCGGUCUCAACAAAUUCUUCUCAUCAAGCGAUGCAAAGAAAACGAAGCCCAGAGAAUUCAAAAUUGAACAGCUCAUAGGUAUGCGAUAUUAGAAUAUUGAUACGCUGAUGACUUAUGCUUUGUAACAUCACGUUCAAGCAGCGUUACUUUUUCUUGAGAAUGAAAUUUCAGAGGGAAGCCAUGCUCAAUGGGAAAGUCACAAUAUUUCAUUCGUUUUUUACAUUGUUCAUUGUUCGCCAAAGGCGAAAUGGAUAUCGAUGGAUAAUCCCCGAGAUGAAGGCGACACUAUUCACUGACCCUGAGACGAAUAAUUGUUUUAGUAUAAUUGCUCAGGUGCUUUUGAAUUCUUUUGUAAAUUUGUUUUGUGGUUGAAACAAUUCUGUAAUCGUUUUGAUUACUGGUAUUGAGAUAAGCAGCCAUUUUCCAUUAGAAUUAAAUAGGUUCAUAAUUUAAUUUAAUCUGCAACUACUUUGUGUCUCUUUUAAAAAGUGUUUGGAGAGUGUUAAGUUACACUUAUGGCAUCCUUUCUGCUCUUCAAAAUCGAAUUUUACUCUAUCGCAUUUCUCACUCCUUGCGUAACAUGAGAGUGAGUUAGCAAAAGGACGGGAACGGGAACGUCAUUUCAGAGCGGGAGAGCGCGCGGGUAGUCUGAACAGGACACUUUUUUUCGACUUCCGGUGUUGGCAUCGUCGUUAUAUUCAACAAAUUCAGGACGUCAUUUCGCUGGUUUUCCCGUGCGAUCGAAACGCGUGGGAUUUGCGUAAAUUGUGCACUUGUAAACGAGAAAACAAUGAUUGGAAUUAAUCCAAAACUCAUUUCUAGGAUAAGUAGGUCCCCUUUCUUGUUGUAUUUAGUGUAGUUGUGAAAAUUUAUCGCUACAUUUUUGCCAAGUGAGUGAAUACUUUGUGCAUUGAAGUCAGAAUAACAAUUCCAGAAUGAGCUCGGUUUGCAUUUUUUAUGUCUUAAAUAUUUGAUCAGCGCCGAUGAAAACGAGGACAAGAGAGUCAUGCUCACGCUUUUAAGGAAAUGACAAUUAAUUUCAUUCGAUGAGUCAUUCCAAAUUUAUUAAUUUAAUUACGUCUUGAACGACUUAAUUAGUUGAAAGAAACAGGAAAAAAACCGAAGUCUUAACCGUUUCAAUGGUGACCAGCUAAUAAUAAUUUCAUUCUUUCAUUGUUAAACAAGAAGUCAUCGUAAACAACUCCAUCGCACGUUCGGUCGCAUGGUUUCUAUAAGGUUUCGCCAUAUAUCAGUUCAAAAUGCAUUGUAGUAAUGAAGGUAGUGCUCAAAAGAGAUGUACUGUCAUAAAUGAGGAGAGAGAUUCAGUAAAAAAGGGAGAGAACGACUGUCAUGACGAUUUCCAAAAUAUACUUUGUAAAAUUAUGAAGAAGAACGAGUAGCACUAAAAUCUGGUGGCACGAAACGAAAUGACAUUCAAGAUGAUAUUCAAGAACAAAGAUAGCGCUGACAACGACAGCCAAGUCACUUCUGAAACACAACGGGGCGAUGUACUCGACCCAGUUCCUUACCGGUCUUUUUGCUCCGCGCGUCGUUGUCAACUGACGUUUCCGUUCUCUUCCUAAAUGACUCUUAUGACGAAACGCGUGGCAGCGAGUUUGAAAUUUAAUUCCCCUGCCAUAAUCGCCUCCAAGGUGAUUAUAGCGACAUGACACGAUCCUCGACCAAUCAGAGCGCAUUCAUCUUUGUAAUGAUGGAGCAAUUAUACUAAAAAUAGCCACCAAUGCAACAAACUGUUAAGAAUAUUUCUCACCCAAAGGGAAUAGUGGUCCCUCAAUGCCAUGAAAACUGCCAUGUUCUGACUUACUUCACAUGAAAUUGAUAGAUUAAUAAUGAGAUAGUGAAUAACAUGUUCUUUUGGUACCCACUUUCCACAGCCGAUGAGAUGGACUUGUUACCGAGUAGUAAUAAAGAAACCUGUUCAAAAGGAGCUCAAAUCGAGCGAUAUUGCCAGCAAAACACCGAAGAAAGAAAAAAAUUACUCACCCACAAAACUUCCGUUACAACGAAGAAAACAGAUGAAUCAACCUCAAAGCACGAAAGGCCUGAUUCUAUCAGGUACAAGCCCUCCGGUUUUGAACAAUUUGAAAAGGUAAAUCUUGAGUCACUUUACGCACUGCAAGGCUCGUUUGGUGCUGAUAGUCGUGCUGACACUCUUUUGGUGGAUGAAACGGAAUUAAACGACUCACUUGGGUUUUUGAUGGGUCUCUACGAGGUUACACCGCUUUCGGAUGAAUUUAACACUGUUGAGAAAGAUAUUGAGCGUUUACUAGUUAACUUAGAUGCCAAAACGAGAAGCCUUGUUGACUCAAAAAGGGAACAUUCAAGUGCUUUAGAAAAGGUUUUGACGCUUAAACUGGUGGAGAGUAAAGUUAUGGUUGGAAAUAACAAUGGUCUUAUCGACUCUAUAAGUGCAGAGAUUAAGCUUAACAAAGAGAAGUUUGGGAACGAAAUUGAAAGAGGAAACAUUUCCAAUGUGCCUCAAAUUCAUGAAGAAGUGGAAACGUCAGUUACAUAUCCAGUGGUUGAAAAAGGUUCAAGAAUGACAAAAAAGCAACGAUUUGUGCCAGAACAACACACUCGUGUAGAGCUUCCUCAUCGCACAUACGAGCAAGACGAUGAAAGUGACGAGCAAAACAUCGAGGGAAGAAAUGGCUAUGGAACAGAAUUUGUUGAGGAAAAAACGGUCGACGCUGAACACUGGAUUUGUAAUCUUUUUAAAGGGAUCGGCGCUGUAGAAAAAAUGAAUAAGUUGAAAACAAAUGGCACAGAGGAAAGCGAAAAUGUAACAAGGAAAAAAGUUCGUCAAGGUCAGGAAACGGAUUUGAAAGAUUUUUUUCCAAGCUGGUACCUUCCGGAAUCUGUUGAGUUUUUAUCUUCUCUGAACAAAAGAGUCAUUGCAAAUGAGAAAAGAUGGAGGGAUGGUUCACAUGUCGCUCCAAACAACUGUGAAAGAAGAGGAAACGUUCAUUCAGGGAGUGAUAGCACAGGGACCAAAAAGUUCACCGAAACAAUUCCUUUCGGUCAUAAAAGGCAACAAAGAAAAGCUGAGAGAGAUUUUCGUCUUGCCUUAUGGCAAGAAAAGAACGCUCUUUUGCGAGACGAAAACGGCGAUCCAGUCAACACCAACAACAUCGAUGGUAGCCUUCAGGGAAAGAUUGGAGAGAAGUUUAAAAGGGCCUCUCGCUUCAGAGAGGAGGAAACUUAUAAGGUAAUAUUAAUUUUCUUAAAGGUUAUAAGGCCAUGCAACAAUAUGCCGCCUUAUCCUCUUCUCGCGCUCUAA